AUGCAUGCUAAAGUUGUAGCCAAAUCUAUAAUAGAUUUUUUGAGAAAUUCUGGUCUUAAGUUAAACAAUAUGGUAGGACAAGGGUAUGACGGUUGUAGUGCUAUGUCAGGUAUUCAUAAUGGUGUCCAAGCAAUUAUUAAAAAUGAAUUUCCUAAAGCUGUUUUUGUACAUUGUUCAUCACAUAGACUAAAUUUAGUAAUUAAUGAUUUGAAUAAACUUCAGCAUGUUCAAAACUGUGCUGGGAGUAUCAGGUCAAUUAUUAAAUUCUUUCGGUUAAGUCCUAAAACAGUGUUUCCCAACCAGUGGUCCGUGGGCCAGUCAUAG
Macrosiphum euphorbiae (potato aphid) is the source of this 324-nucleotide messenger RNA. The record is from the annotation of a GenBank genome assembly. Lineage: Eukaryota; Metazoa; Arthropoda; Insecta; Hemiptera; Aphididae.